This is a messenger RNA of Clarias gariepinus (North African catfish), 9159 nucleotides long. It is a transcript of the gene wizb, whose product is annotated as WIZ zinc finger b. Gene Ontology annotation, molecular function: DNA-binding transcription factor activity, RNA polymerase II-specific; RNA polymerase II cis-regulatory region sequence-specific DNA binding. The record is from RefSeq and is a predicted model, not a curated record. The coding region runs from base 842 to 6847 and encodes 2001 amino acids. Gene Ontology annotation, cellular component: nucleus. Gene Ontology annotation, biological process: regulation of transcription by RNA polymerase II. The transcript is spliced from 16 exons. NCBI's taxonomy places the organism in Eukaryota, Metazoa, Chordata, Actinopteri, Siluriformes, Clariidae.
CUGGAGCCAACAACAUGGAGUCCGCUCGACUGCACCGCUAGAGCCCAGCGCCGGGGCUUUCUCACUGAGCUUGCAGAAAAACAAACAAAAAAAGCAAACGCGGCGUAUCGAUGCAGUAAAGCGGCCGCGUGUACAGACUUCGCCCGGGACUCGACAUGGAGAGCGCGGCGUGCGGCUUUCCGUAGAGCGGCGGGGCGGGCAGGCCGUUACGGUGAGCGGGACGCGAUUUUUUCUGCUUCCCCCAAAGCGGUAUUUAACAUUCCCAGGAUGUUCUGUUUUCCCUGCGCUGCCACAGGGACCCUGCCACAAGUAAGUAGCAGAGGCUAAUCCUGCUGUGGCUGGGCGUCAGAGCUCAGCAGACCUUCAUCACUACUGUUAGCGAGAAAAGAAGCAGAAGAAGAAGAAGAAGAAGGGGGGGAAAAACCGUUGUCUUCUCGAUGUUCGUCAUGACAAGGACGGGGCUAAAUUUACCCAAACCAGACAUGUUGAAAUAGGUCAGACGGUACAGGAUUGCAGCGGGCAGGUGGGGCGAAUGAGCGAAGGAAUUCAGCACUUGGUUUUUUUUUAACAACUUCUUUUCAAGUAGCCCUUAUAAUAUGACGCGGGUUACACUCCUUUCAAGUUGCUUUAACCCUGCCUGCUGUGUUUCUAGACGUUUACUGUCACUGCAGGUCAUUGUAUCCCCUCGUUUCCCUUUUAUCAGUUCUCUUUUAUAAAUGGUAAUGACAUGAAAUGUGCAUGUUGUUGUAUCUACAUCUGUCCAUGUCUCUGUCCAUCUGUGCGACCAGAAGAGGACAGCAUGUAGGUGAGUUCAGCAGAUUACACGGUGCACCACCGGACCAUGGAACCUGAUGUAGGUCCUCUUCCCAGUAUGGACCCCCAUGAUCCAACGUCCAUCCGGGAGCUCUCGGAAUCCCCCUCGCUACUCACGAACAGCUUGAUGGCAGGAUUGUCCCAAAGCGAUGAUUUGGAAAGGGAUGAUGAAGAUGUAAACCUCCUCCAUAGAAGUGCGUUUUACAACGAGAAAAAACACCCAUCCUCAGCCUUCUCCUCAUCUCUAACAUGGGACUCUGAUUCUGAGAAAGAAAUAUUUGAUGAAGAGGAACUCCAGCACUUUUCUAAUCCUCAUGGCCUUGCUGCUCACAGUCCAGGAAGUCUCACCUGUGAAGAAGACCAAGAAAAACUUGACUGUGGAGUUUACACAACGCCUGAAAAGCCCAAAACAAUAAUGUUAGACAAAAACUUGUCUAGUUCUUUGGAUGCACAAGGUCAAGACAGAGGUGCAUGCAGAGAUCCAGGGACGGUACAAUCCAGCACUCAACAAUCUGCGGAAAAAGAUAAAGUUGGACAUCAAGAGUUAAGUGGGACACCAAAAGAGGGAUACUUAAAAGAGGAAGAGGAGGAGGCAGGCUUUGAUCAUAAGAAGAAGGAAAUAAAGAGUGUUCCUGAACGAGAUGUAUAUACCUUCCCUGGUGAUUCAGACCCAGAAAGUCCACCACCAGGUCCAUGGGCACACUGCACCUUCAUCCAGCGUCGCAGAAAGAAAAGAGCCUUACUGAGACCUUUUUCUGGGCUAAAUGCCUGGCAGUGCACACCGGGUAUAGGAAGAAAGACCAGAGUAAGUUCCUCCAGGGCAAAAGAGUGCAGUAAAUUCAUAAACGAUAAAGAAGGAGUGUUCGAGUUUACAGAGGAAGAGGAGGAGAAGAUUAAAGUUAAGAAUGAGUCACAAGAAGUCCAAGGAGAAGUUUCCCAAGAGAUUUUCACCUGUGUCGAAUGUAGCUCAUACUUUAAAAAAGCAACACAUCUGAGGGAACACAUGCAAGAACAUGGUCUAGACAGUGGGAGAAAGGAACAUGGUGGAGAAGAUAAUGCAAGGAGGAGGCGAGCCAAGAAAAAUGUCUUUGAGUGUAUGGAAUGCGGACAGAAUUUCACUGAUAGGCCGGCACUGUUGGACCAUCACAGACAGCAUGAGGAGUCUCGGCAGAAGAUCUUGAAGCAGAUGGGAAAGGUGAAGGAGGAAGGAAAGAGAGCAAGCCGCAGAAAUUCCAAGAAGCCGGUCACUAAAGAGUCUUUGGCCAAUUUUGGCCAGUUUCUUUGUCUCAAGUGCAACUAUAGCUCUGAUGUGCCUCAAGAACUUGCAGAACAUGCCAAGACACAUACAACUCGGACCAGAGCUGGUGGGCCUCGUGUCUCACCUCGUUUCCAGAAAAAAACCUGCAGAAAAGGAUGGACACAGUUUUCUGGUAAUGCCAGAUUGACCACAGGGGGUAGUGAUAGGUACCCAACCAGAGCUUCUGUGCAAUUGGGGGGAAUUAAGCCUGAGGUUGAUGAUUUGCAGGCCAAAGACUGUGAUCCACAGACUGAGAAUAAGACUGAUCCCAUUCCAGGACCCAGCCAGAAUCACACAGUAACUGUAAAUCCAGCAGAACCCACAGACAAGCCAGAAUUAGAAAGUGCUCAGACUGAAGCUGCUCUCCUUGCAAGUCCAAGCCUACAGGAGGAGUCAGGGUCUGCUGAGGUUGGGCUUGGAGAGGAGAAUGUCUCAAACACAAAGGCUGAAACACAGCAAAAGGAUGUUGGUUUCAAGGGCACAGGAAAUCGACGCUCGAAACGAGUUGUUAGGCGUGUUUUAGGACGCACACGAGCAAGUAGCAGACUGGAAACCCAGUCUACUGACACUAGUGAUUUAAAACUCCAUAUGCAAAACACUGAGGAGACCACAAAGCUGAGCCAACAAGCACCUGGAUUACCAGAUGCAGAGGGUGAUCUAAUGCUGGCCAACAAAACAGGAGAGGAAACAUCUGCUCUAGCAUUAGACCUCAACAACUCUCUGUCACAAAAGACCAGUGAGGAGUUAAAAGAAGAUACAAAAGAAGAGACACCACCUGGUGAAAAGGAUGAAUGUAGCAAAAACACCACUGAUGAAAAUGGCAAUGAUGAUAAUGAUCCUAAUGAUGACGAUGACGAAGAUCAUGACGAAGAUCGUGAUGAUGAUGAAGACGAUGGAAGAAGGAAUGAUCAAAAGGAUAUUUCCAGUGACAAAGAAGAGGAUGAGGAUAGUAUCAAACAUCUUCUUGAUGUUUUAACUGAAGAGGAGGACGAGGAAGAUGAUGAGGGCAUUUUGUUGAAGACUGUAGAAAAGAAAUGUCCCUACUGCCAAGACUGUUUUGAUAAUGGAAUUGGCCUGGCCAAUCAUAUUAGGGGGCAUCUGAACAGAGUUGGAGUCAGUUACAAAGUUAGACAUUUCAUAUCCCCAGAAGAGGUCAAUGCCAUUGAGAAGAAAUUCUCCUACCAAAAGAAGAAGAAAAAAGUUGCUAACUUUGACCCAGCGACCUUCAGUGUGAUGCACUGUGAGUUCUGCAGUGCUGGCUUUGACACCAGGGCCGGCCUUUCCAGUCAUGCUCGUGCACACCUACGAGACUUCGGCAUCACCAACUGGGAGGUCACUGCUUCACCCAUUAAUGUCCUUCGUGAGCUCUUCUCUAAGCGACCCGACCUUGCUUUAUCCAUUACCCCUGCUUUUAACUCUGAGGACAAGAAACCAUGUAAAGAAGAAGAGGAGUCCAUAUUAGUAAAUGAUGUAGAAACUGGAACUUCAGAACCAUUGCUGAAGAUACACACAUCUCCAACUCAGCCUUGGAAAGAGAGACAGAAUGAUGGUGGAGCUGAGGGUGGGAAUAAGAAGAGGGAAGAAGAUAAAAAAAUGCAAUUUCAGGAUGAGUUUAGCUCCAGCCCAAACAGCUCAGCUGCUGAAGAUGAGACUGAGCCAAAAGGUUCCAGUUUGCUGAAGUGUAAGGUCUGCUGUGCGCUGUUUGAGACAAGGAGAGCUCUGGCUAGCCACACUCGCUCUCAUCUGCUCCAGUUAGGUGCGGGCGUAUCUGAAGGCAGUGAUGCACCUAGAGAUCUCUACAAGAUAACCAAGGAGGCCACUGACUCCCAUUUACCUGCCUCAUCCCCCUCACAGUCACCAACACCAUCACCCAAAAGCACUCCCAGUCAUGCUUUCUGUGUUGCUUUGCCAAGCCCCAGCAGGAACACAGAGUUUGAAGAUGAGCCACAAGACAUUAAGCCGCUCUCACUACUGUGUACUGUAGCAAAAUCUCCGCCUUCCCGAAGCAGCCCCUCACCAUCUGGCUUGCAGCCAUCAUCUCCAUUUGGGAGGUCUCCAUCCCCUUCACACUCUCUGUCUGCUUCCCCGUCCCCAGUGCUAAGGAAGGCGCCAAUCUCCUCGUUGCUGCCCGUGUCUUCCCCACUGCGCUCCCAUGAGCACAGAACUAUGUCAAGGGCUCACAAUUCAGCCUUGUCCACCAGCUCAUCCAGACCACUCUGGGCACCACAAGAAACAGAGGCUCCCCUUAAUCUCACAAUGGAUAUGGAUUCUAAUACAGACAUCAUAUGCAAGCUAUGCGGUGCCUGGUUUGAAACGCGCAAGGGCCUCUCAAGUCAUGCACGAGCUCACCUGCGCCAUUUUGGCGUUGAAUACUCCGAGUCCAAGGGGUCACCUAUUGACCUGCUCAAUACACUUAUCCUCACUGAUGACUUCAAGCGCAGGAUUACUUCCUUCCGCUCUGACAGCCCGGAGGACCUGAGAGUGCAUGGAAACAACGCAGCUCCUCCCUCUCCCGCCACAUCCACACCUCCUUCUGCUUCCAAGAGGCCCUUCCACUCUAGCCCCGUCCUAUUAAAGAAUGCAUCAUUACAAAGUGGUGUUGGCUCCAAAGCUACCUCCUCGUUUUCUUCUUCCUCCGCCCACACCUUGCACAGUCCACCCAUUAAGAAGCUAAAACAUUCUUCACAGCAGGUCUUCCGUCUGAGUAGCAGGGAGAUGAUGUCCAUUCCUUUAGCUGAACCAAUGAAAGAUGUGUGUUGUGAGUUUUGCGGUGAGCUUUUUGAGAACCGCAAAGGCCUCUCCAGUCAUGCCCGUUCUCACUUACGUCAGCUGGGCAUUACUGAAUGGUCUGUAAACGGCUCGCCCAUCGACACACUACGUGACCUCAUAACUCGCAGAGGUUUGCCAUGCGUCAUGCCCUUGAAACCCUUGAAAACUUGCUCGUCCUCUCCAAGCCCAGGACCCCCUCGGACAUUACACCGGUAUUCUACUGCACAAGGAGGUGUCCUAGGCCAUCAGAAAUUCUCUUUCAAUCAACACCAGCCAGCCAAGAUGGCUGUAUCAGCACCUGUCACCAGUACCUCCUCAACAGUAUUAAUGGUCAAGCCCAAACCCGAACCCGAGCAGGUGGAAGUUACUGUGACUGGAGAGGGGCAUGAAGGAUAUAGCUCUGAGUCACUGCAUCCAAGCUGGAUGAGCUCAGAUAAUGGGCGCCCCAUCAACCUAUUAAUGACCCAGGAGAGAGAACCGCCUCGUGAUAUCCGUUGUGAGUUCUGUGGCGAGUAUUUUGAGAACCGCAAAGGCCUCUCCAGUCACGCCCGCUCACAUUUACGCCACAUGGGUAUCACCGAAUGGUCUGUCAAUGGCUCACCUAUUGAUACACUGUGGGAGAUAAUGAGGAAUCAGGGUACCAUGCCGGCAUCUGCUGGGUUAGACGUAAAAGUGGAACCAGACCAAGACAGCAGCUCUCCCUGGGACAGUCAAGGGUAUCAGUCAUCCAGAGUCUCAACAAAAGCACCUAUUAACCUGCCCCAUUCCAGGUCACGUCUCCCAAAGCAUGGAUUUGGGUCCACUGGGCUAUCAACUACCCCUUUAGCAGGGAAGUUUCUUGGUAUGAAACCUAUUGGGAAGAGAUUCCUGGGAACUGAAGGCCACCUUGGCCAAAGGUCACCACCAACCCAGUCAAAAACGUUCUCGCCCUCACCACAGGACUUUUCAUUUAAAGGAAGAACCUCCACAGACAAGUAUGGGGUAGGGCGCACGGAUGCUAGCUGUGAGUUGUGUGGUUUUGCCUUUGAGAACCGGAAGGCAUUGGCCAGCCAUGCUCGGGCUCAUUUGCGACAAUUUGGUGUGACAGAGUGGUCUGUGAACGGUUCGCCCAUUGAGACAUUGAGUGCCUGGAUGCGCAGCCGGCCCCAAACAGUGGCUGAGCUGCACCGUAGCUACCUAUCACAUGGGCAUGUUGCCCAAAAGAAGAAGCAGCCAGCAGCCCAGUGGGCGUCUUUAACACUGUCCCAGGGGAAGACUGUUGAACGACAGAUCAUGAACAGUUCAUGGAGUUCAUUAUCACAGGCAGUAGAGGUAAAAAAUCGAAAUGGCGCCUCGUUUCACCAUGGCAUCAGUACCCAGGAUAGGGGACAUCAGUCUAGCAGUGCCCUUCCACAUGUGCAAGUGGCUCGGAGUGAACUUAAUGUCCGGGUGACACGAGGCAUUGAGCGACGACCCCUGAAACAUCCUUCACAUGUUGAUGGUGGGGAGAGAGAAAGCUGUCCUCCCAAACCACCUCGCUCUAGUACUGUUCCUGCCCUUGUGCCAAAGCCCCCUUCCACCUCUCUGGUCAAACUUGUGGGUAAAAUCUACUCUCUCAAGUGCCGGUUUUGUGAUGUGGAGUUUCAUGGCCCCCUGUCAGUGCAGGAGGACUGGAUCAGGCACCUGCAGCAGCACAUUCUGAAACUUGACUACAACAAGCCAGCUCCCACCACAAAUAACACUCCAGCCAAAUCUGGCAUGGCUGUUCCUGAAAAGCAAACCUCAGCUACUACCUCCAUUUCUAUUACUACUACAGCUACUAAAGCUCCUACUCCCACCUCAGCCUUGAGUCUUAACCCUGCAUCUGUAUCUAUACCAUGCCCACCAGUGUCUACUCCUACUUCAACGCCGACCUUCACAGCUCACACACUGACCAGCCCAGGAAUCCCAACCAAGGCUGAACAGGAAGUUGAUACUCCUCCCACAUAACGCUUUUGUCUUUUGUAUUUCUCUUCCUUCAUUCUGUUCGUGCUUACUGUUAUUAAAAAAACAAAAACAGUGGUUAGUAAGAGCAUAGCUUACUACCCGUUUAUUCUGGCCAACAAAAGAUGUUUUAAUUCUUAUACUUUUGAUUAAAUUUGUUUGUGUAAUAAGGUAUUAACAGGUCAGUGGUGCUUAUGGAGGUAUGUAAUGUAACUCACUUGCUGACUAGGUCCUUCUUUUAACUCUUUUAACGUUGGAUUUUAAAAGCAUAUGGAACAAGUUCUUUAUUUGUACUAGACAUGGAGUAUCUACAUAGUUGUUGCUAAUGAAAGGCACAAAGAUAUAAAAAAAUGUUUUUGUCCAUCCAAAAUUGUUGUAGCACUUUUUCUUUUAAUGUAUUUUCCCCCGAAGCACUUACACCAAGCCUUUAGCCCUCUUAAAAUAAGCUUGUCAUGGGAGACCCCUAUUAUUGGUUAACAAAGUUGUGCCAUCAUUAGGUAUGAGCUGUUUGGGCUGAUAUGCCCUUGCUCAAACUUUUACCAUGCACCUUACAUGAUUUCAUUUUUAAUGAGUCCUAAUGUAAGUCACUUUUCCCCCUCAGAAUUCUACUAGUUUCAACAAUUUACGAGACUCUUUAUUUUAUUUUUACAUAAUUCCUGUUUUUUUUUUUUUUUUUUUUAGUAAAUGAUAAAACGCAGAUAAUUACUUCAUAAGGGUUUAAAUAAGCUAAUAAAUACUGUACAUUAAUUUGUGUUCAAUAUAACCGUGAUUAGAAGAAGAAAAAUAGCAUUCUACCAUGUCUCUUUAAAUGUUCUGACUACUAUUUGUUGUCUGGGUUCUUAAAGGCCGGAACAUUACUGUUGGUACUGUAGAAAGUUGGCAAGGUACCUGCACAAGCAAGAACGUAAUCAUUAAAAAAAAUUCAGUGUGCUUAAAUGUUAAGUGAAGCCUAGUUUGCUAUUUGCACAUUAGCUUACUGCACCCACUCUUAAUGUGUCUCUUCCAUUUGCUUAGAACUUUUUUUUAAGGAACUGCCCUGUAUUCACAGAAUGGAAAGUUGGCCUAAAAUAAGGUAAUUCAUGUUUUUGGUGCCUGCUUUGACUAAAACCCAAAUCCCUGUGCUAAUGUAUUGCACUUUUGAAUGUGCCCUUUUUUGGAUAGAUGACAAGAAUUUGAAUGUUUGGCAUAUGAGCAAUGAGUUGAUGCACUUUUACUCAAAUAGCGGAGUGUAUGUAUUUGUGCGUAUACAUGCAUGCACUUAAAAAGUCACGCGUGUCUUUGCCAUAUAGCCGCAAAUCUAGUUUUAAAAUAGUUUUCUAUAGCACAUUUGUGUCCCUGCCAAGAACGUCAAUGCACUGCGCCCAUCAGUGUGAGGCAGAACGUGCCAAAGAAUCAGUGUGACAUGGGACAGUCUCUUAGACUACAGCUGUCAUGCGCCAGCUCCUGACGGAAUGGAGAGAACAGAUUUUGUCUUCUCAAAUGGUGGAAAUCAUGGACUGUGGUGACUCAAAGUCCCUUCUUUGGAUUGUAUUGUACGAACUACAUCUGAGAAAUACCACAAACCUUUGGUAUGCUGGAUAUUAAUCUUGGGACAUUUAUGGUUAUUGCUUGAUCCAAGAAAGGCCUCUUUGGAUAAGUUAUGGACUGACAGAACUAUGUAGCUUCACAUGACUUUAGAUGGUAAUCCAUUUCUACACAGUGAAGCAAUAACAGUAUGGUCACAUGACGCAAACUAUGGAGGUUCGUUUCACUACUCGUCGCAUUUCUGUGACUGUUAGACUUGCAGCAUUCCUGUGGAUUAUGUACCUAUAUAUAUUAAAACUAGUUCCAGUCUUGAGAUAUGAUCCUGAUCAAUUUAUCAUGAGUUUAUUCCAACUAUUCUGUGUAUUUUUUAUUGCCAUUUGUCUAUCUGUACUUGCAGUUCAAAAUAAGUGAAAUAGAACAAGUGUUAUUUUUUAAUUAUUGGUGCUCAUGAGUUAAAGUAGAUAUGAAUGGUUUUAUAAUGUUCAGUGCUUAGAUCAUGAAAAUGCCCUUACAUUAAAGGACCUCAAAGAUUUAUGUCUUGAUGGAGACUGACCCCGAGAUGAGCUCAUAUGAAAUGUGCCAGACAGUUGGUCUCCUGUAAGACUUUCCUCAGCUAGAUUGAACUGGUUCAAGACGUGUGUUUGUGUGUGUGUGUGUGUGUGUGUGUGUGUGGAAAGGGAGCAAUGUAGACAGAAAAAUGAGAAUGCUAAGCUGCCAUGGAUUAAUCAUACUGUGCACAAGCAUUAGAAUGAUUCAUGUGAAUCAACAAAUCAUUAAAUGUGGUCUGAAUCAUA